CGGGCGUCCGCCUGGGGCGGGGGCGGGGCCGGGCCGCCGCCGUCACUUCCGGUGUACACAGCCGGCCCGGGCGGUGCGCUGGGGGCCGCGGCGCGUCGCAGGAAAUGACUUAGAGGCCUUAUGAAUACAUUUGUGCGUUCUUGCUUCAGACUGUACAAUUGAGGGCCAACCCAGUCUGGAAGUACCUCUUGUUCCUGUUGCAAGGAAACCACUACCUCAGCAAACAAAAGGAAAGGAGGAGAAGACUUACGCCAUUUUUUACAAAGAAACCAACUUGCUUUCCAAAACCGUUUCGGCGUUGCUAAGAGGCUCUGUAGGCAAGUGGGUCUGACAGGCAGGCUCUGUCAGGGUUCUCCAGAGACUUGAUCUUCCUGCUCCCGGACUUUGUGUGAUGCAAUUCUCUACUGCUUUUAAAAUUGCUGUUGAUCAGCUUGUGGGUUCUGGGUUCUAACUUUUUUCAUAUAUUGAAGAUACAUUCUAUUACAUUUUUAAAAGUUAAGUUAUUUUUCUGCCACUGUAAAUAAAAAUAUCAGAAUAUUGUUGCAUAACAAUUAUAAUUAAAUGUUUUUCUUAGCAAUCAUAUCUUUUUAUUGAGAGUGGAAUGCUAAACAGUUUUUCUACAGCAUUUUGGACACACUUUUAUUUUUUGUCAGUGGUUCUGUGUGCACUGAAAAUACUAAUUAUAUAAAACCUGUUGUCCUCACAUCUACGUUGGAUCAUAUGGUCAUCUGCUUCAUAGAAAUGCCUUUUUUAAAACUCACAUUUGCAGAACUUCACUAUUUUUAUACCUAGCAACGGUUUUGAACAAAAGAAUAAAGAAAGGAAAAUUCAGGCCCUGACCUGCUUCCGGGCCCUGGGACAGUCCCCCUCCCGCAUGUAUUGCUGCAGUGCCCAGGACAGUAAAAUGGACUACAAGCGGCGCUUCCUGCUUGGCGGGUCCAAGCAGAAGGUGCAGCAGCACCAGCAGUACCCCCUGCCUGAGCUGGGCCGGGCCCUGAGUGCUCCCCUGGCAUCCACAGCCACCUCCGCCCCCCUGGGCAGCCUGACUGCCACCGGCAGCUGCCACCACACUAUGCCCCACUCCACCCCUAUCGCCGACAUCCAGCAGGGCAUCUCCAAGUACCUGGACGCCCUCAACGUCUUCUGCCGCGCCAGCACCUCCCUCACGGAUCUCUUCAGCACUGUGUUCAGGAACUCUCACUACUCAAAGGCGGCCCUGCAGCUCAAAGACGUGCAAGAGCAUGUAAUGGAAGCAGCCAGCCGGCUGACCUCGGCCAUCAAGCCCGAGAUUGCCAAGAUGCUGAUGGAACUUAGUGCCGGGGCUGCCACCUUCACAGACCAGAAGGAGUUCAGCCUCCAGGACAUUGAGGUGUUGGGGAGAUGCUUCCUGACUGUGGUGCAAGUCCAUUUCCAGUUUUUGACUCAUGCAUUACAGAAGGUCCAGCCGGUGGCUCACUCUUGUUUUGCUGAGGUUGUUGUGCCAGAAAAAAAGAAUAGCAACAGUGGCGGCAGCUUAUCCAGCAUGGGCCACACGCCAGAACUGGAGGAAGCUGUGCGGUCCUGGCGCGGGGCUGCCGAGGCAACAUCUAGGCUGAGAGAGAGAGGCUGCGAUGGCCGCUUGGCAGGAAUUGAAGUUCAGCAGCUCUUCUGCUCUCAAAGUGCAGCAAUUCCUGAGCACCAGCUAAAGGAACUGAACAUAAAAAUUGACAGUGCUUUACAAGCGUAUAAGAUAGCUCUGGAAAGCUUAGGUCACUGUGAAUAUGCAAUGAAAGCUGGCUUCCACCUGAAUCCAAAGGCAAUUGAAGCAAGUUUGCAGGGCUGCUGCAGUGAGGCGGAAGCCCAACAGACAGGGCGGAGGCAGACACCCCCACAGCCCAUGCAGUGUGAGCUCCCCACUGUUCCCGUGCAGAUAGGACCACACUUCCUGAAGGGUGUCUCCUUUAACGAGUCGGCCGCUGACAACCUCAAACUCAAGACGCACACAAUGUUACAACUCAUCAAAGAAGCUGGCUGUUAUAAUGGAAUCACAUCCCGGGAAGACUUUCCUGUGACUGAAGUGCUCAACCAGGUGUGCCCGUCCACCUGGCGGGGUGCCUGCAAGACUGCCGUGCAGCUGCUCUUCGGCCAGGCUGGGCUGGUGGUGGUUGACACAGCACAGAUUGAAAAUAAAGAAGCCUAUGCACCCCAAAUCAGUUUAGAAGGUUCCAGAAUCGUGGUUCAAGUCCCAUCCACAUGGUGCCUGAAAGAAGACCCGGCCACCAUGUCCCUGCUGCAGAGAAGCCUCGAUCCCGAGAAGACGCUGGGCCUGGUUGACGUGCUCUACACCGCUGUGCUGGACCUGAACCGCUGGAGGGCAGGGAGGGAACAGGUCUUACCCUGCAUACAGAUCCAGCUUCAAAGGGAAAUCUGUGAUUUGGGAAGUCACGCUGACCUGCCUUCUGGAAAUGGAAACAAAUCUUCAGGUGGCUUGCAGAAGACAUUCUCCAAACUGACGUCCCGGCUCACCAAGAAAGCUUCAUGUACCAGUUCAAGCAGCAACACAAAUUAUUCCAUCCCAAAUACCCCUUCCAAAAAUAUUUUCAUAGCUGGGUGUUCAGAAGAGAAGGCCAAAAUGCCCAGCAGUAUUGAUACACGGUUGCAAAGCAUUUUGAACAUUGGUAAUUUCCCUAGGACUACAGACCCUUCCCAGUCAGCUCAGAAUUCCAGUAAUCCAAUGGCCAAUGGUUUUCUCAUGGAGAGACAUGAGACCUUCCCACACGGGGAUGAUGGCAAGGAUGAGAAGGGGAUGAAUUUACCAAGCGAUCAGGAAAUGCAGGAGGUGAUUGAUUUUCUCUCCGGCUUUAACAUGGGCCAGUCACAUCAGGGUUCUCCACUGGUGACAAGACGUAAUUCUUCUACUGCAGCCAUGGUGACCGACCAGAAGGCAGGACCCAUGCAGCCACAGCAGCCAUCCCUGCCAGUGCCCCCUGCACCACGGCCACCCCAGGCUGGAGCACAUACCACUCUGACACCACAACCAGGACUGGCACCUCAGCAGCAGUCCCCAAAGCAGCAGCAACCCCAGGUUCAAUACUACCAACACCUGCUUCAGCCCAUUGGACCACAGCAGCCUGCACCCCAGCCUCGAGCCCCCGGGAAAUGGGUCCCUGGCUCGUCGCAGCAGCCAGCACAACCCGUUGGGCCAGGCCUGUCUCCUCUCGGCCAGUGGCCUGGCAUGUCUGACCUCAGCUCGGACUUGUACAGCUUGGGUCUCGUGAGCAGCUACAUGGACAAUGUGAUGUCGGAGGUUUUAGGACAGAAGCCACAGGGACCUAGAAAUAACACCUGGCCGAACCGUGACCAAAAUGAGGGUGUCUUUGGAAUGUUGGGAGAGGUUCUGCCUUUUGAUCCUGCAGUGGGCUCUGACCCUGAGUUUGCACGCUAUGUGGCGGGAGUGAGCCAGGCCAUGCAGCAGAAACGGCAAGCCCAGCACGGCCGCCGUCCAGGUCACCCCCGGGGCCACUGGCCUCCCAUGGAUGAUGCCCAUCGGACCUGGCCGUUCCCAGAGUUCUUCACAGAAGGGGACGGCCUGCACAGCGGCUGGGCUGGUGCUCAGGGAGACUCCGCCAGCUCGAGCGACGAGGCAUCCUCGGCCAAUGGGGACAGCUUGUUCUCCAUGUUUUCAGGUCCUGAUCUCGUGGCUGCUGUCAAGCAGAGAAGGAAGCACAGCAGUGGCGAGCAGGAGACCAGCACGCUGCCCUCACCACCUCUCCUCACUACCAUGGAGGACAUGAACCAGGAAAACAAAACCAAAACAUGGCCACCCAAAGCACCCUGGCAGCACCCCUCCCCACUUCCCAGCACACUGCCCAGCCCGAGCACACCACUCUAUGCAGUCGCCAGCCCCGGCAGCCAGUGGAACGACACCAUGCAGAUGCUGCAGUCACCAGUGUGGGCUGCCACCAGCGACUGCAGCGGCGCCUCCUUCAGCUACGUGCAGACUCCUCCGCAGCCUCCACCCCCACCAGCACACAAGGCGGCACCCAAGGGCUUCAAGGCCUUCCCUGGGAAGGCUGAGCGCAGGCCGGCUUACUUGCCCCAGUACUGAUCAGGACCAGCCUGCCUGCCUCCCCAGGCUGUUGGGGUGAGGGUACCCACCCCAGGGCCUACUGGCUGGCACCAGCCACCCAGAGGACCAGGGCACCCCUGUAUCACAGAAGAGGCUUCUCGGGGAUGGGGGUGGUUGGCAGCUCCAGACCUUGGAAACCUGGCUCCUCGGGUUUGGGAGGCAUCAGUCCCCCAGCAAGCCAGUCACCCCGGCUUCUGAGCCUCAGGGGGACGAGGGGGACACUGUGUGCUCACCAAGACCUCAGGCGAUUCUGAUGAGCAGGCAAGGCCUCCCUCAGAGGUUUGUAGGCCAGUCCGGCUGUGUUGGAAGCACCAGGACUGCAAGCGGAGAGCAAACUGACCGUCUCCUGAAACCCUCUCUUCUUUUUAACAUGUUGUGGUGACCAUACCAAUCACUGUAUUUUCUAGCUACUUUUCACUUAGGUUUUUAGUCAAAACUUCUCCUGCCUACUAAAACGCAUUGAAUAAUUUAAGAUAACACAUAACACUGGCUGGAGGGUCGUCUGACACUAUCUUCACUUCUGCUUCCACACCAAGGGCAAGGCUGAGAAUCGCUGUGACCAGGCACAGUCAGCAGGGCUUUCCCUGGGUGGACAGCUCCUCAUCAUGCUAGGGGUGCAGCCUUCACCAGAUUGAAAAAAAAAAAAAAAAAGAUGGGAAAACUGACAUGGGAGGCGUUUCUUGUUGUUCCUGGAGGUGAGGCAGCUGGCUGCUCCCAGAGCCUGCGCGCCCUGCCAGAGGCGCUGACACAGGCCUCACAGCGAGCACAGAGCAGGACUUCACUGAUGCCGCACAGCUGGCCAGGUGCGGGCACAUCUGGGGGCGGGCUUAGUGCACACAGGAAGGGCUGUAAGACAAGGAAAGCUUCCCCCUCCUUUUCACUUAACAUGUGCCAUUAAUAGAUGACAUCCUGUGGAUUGAGGGAAAUUUCCAGCCAGAAUGGAUCCAGACAAAUUGAAUGGUGCUUAAAUUGAGAAAUAAUCAUAAAUCUAUCUAUAUAGAGUAGACAGCCCAUUGUAUAUUAAUUGAGGUUACAAAAAGUCCUUUAUAUAAAACUUAUUUAAAGUUUUCAUAUUUCAUCUUUGAAAAAGUCUAGUUGAGAAAAAUCCAUAAUAUUUUCUUGUAUGAAAGUUUGACAGUAUUAAUAUUUUUUUUAUAUUUUCUUAAAUCAUUAAACCAUUUUAAUAUAUGUUAACUACUAAUAAAUGGUUUAUUCUUUCUAACUCCAUAUAAGCUUUUCCAGAAAAGAUUGUAAUAACACAUUUAUGUUCUCAUUUUUCUACGGAUAUAAGUAAAUUUAUAUUUAAAAAUACCAAAAGAAUAAAUCUAUCUAUCUAUAUGUAUGUAUGUACACACACACACACACACACACACACACUAAUUGUAGAGGACCCAUAAGGUGUCUGAGCCCAGCCACCUGAACCUUUAGGACUGUGUUGUCUUUUGGGGGAAUAGGGAUGCCACCACUGCCUGUCCCUGCGACCCUGGCACCGUGGGUUCCGAAUGUUCGCCUCACCAUGUUUACAGAGAACUCUUGUACAUAGACUCUUUCAGGCACGUGCUUUGCACCAGCCCGGCGUGGCUCUUGUCUGUGUUAGCUGUCACAGUGUGUGCAGUCUGUUCAAGUUGUUUGUGGCCGUUUGACUUGUAAGAUAGCUUUUUUCUUCAGUAAUGUGUCCACAGUACCCUGUAUCUCAAGUUCUAUUAUACUGAAGUACUCUUGUUUUCAUAGUGCCUCCCCAAAGACCUCACCCUGGACAGAAGUCAGUCCUUGCUGCCCCACUGCAGGUGACACUGCUGAUUGUCACUUUCCAGUUUGUUUUCUCUCUUAUGGAAGACAUUUUGUAAUUGCAUCUCCAUGGGCUGUGAGACUGUGUGAAGUUAUUUGUGUGGUCUCCAUGUAGGUGCUGUGUUCCCAGCGCCACCUUGCUCUGAACACUGGUAAUUCCAGGUGCUGCGCUCGGCAGAGGGGUCUCGCCAAAGCGCCUGUGUGUGCGUGUGUGUGUGUCCUCGGCAUGGCCGGGCCUGGCUGCCUUGCUCGGACAUCCGCAGGACACUGCGUGAAUAGUUAACAACGCUUCCAAACUGGAACUCUACAUUUUGUAUCUUUCAAAGCUCCUACAAGUAAAAUAACUAUUGGCUUUAUUAAAAGUAUACAUUUAAUAAUAA
Molecule: messenger RNA, 6276 nt
Organism: Ochotona princeps (American pika)
Lineage: Eukaryota; Metazoa; Chordata; Mammalia; Lagomorpha; Ochotonidae
Gene: GARRE1
Product: granule associated Rac and RHOG effector 1
Exons: 14
Coding region: 875-4087 (1070 amino acids)
Biological process (GO): Rac protein signal transduction
Molecular function (GO): CCR4-NOT complex binding
Source: RefSeq, a predicted model, not a curated record